UUCCUUGCUGGGAGUACGCGCAGGCUCGUAGGCGCCUGGACAGAAGGAACACAUGGACGCUCCGUGAUGACGUACGCGCGCUGGCGCCAUCCCGGAAGCGCCAUCCAGGCCGCCAGAUGUGCAGGUGCCGAGACCGGAGACGCCAGGGCCGGUUCGGGAGGGAUCGCAGGGCGCCAGGCGGCCGGGGCGGGGAGGGAGGGCCCAUCCUACCUCUGGUACCGACACAGUCUCAGUUUUCCCGGAUGCUCAGCGGCAGCGCGGGCCAAUCUAGAUGAGAACCCUAGUUGUGUGACCGUCCGCAAGCGGGACCCCUGAGCGGCUUGGAGUGCGCGCGUGCCUCAUUUUCCCCGCUCGAAGGGGCGGGAACUCCAUGCCUCAGGGGUUGAGGAGAAAGAGAUGGACACCCCAGACUCAGCCUCAAGGGUCUUCUGUGGCCGCUUCCUCAGCAUGGUGAACACUGAUGACGUCAACGCCAUAAUUCUGGCCCAGAAGAACAUGCUGGACCGCUUCGAGAAAACCAACGAGAUGCUUCUGAACUUCAACAAUCUGUCCAGCGUGCGGCUGCAACAGAUGAGCGAGCGCUUCAUGCACCACACCCGCACCUUGGUGGACAUGAAACGGGACCUGGACAGCAUCUUCCGCAGGAUCAGGACACUGAAGGGGAAGCUGGCCCGGCAGCACCCAGAGGCCUUCAGCCACAUCCCAGAGGGUUCACUCCUAGAGGACGAAGAUGAAGACCCUGUUCCACCCAGUAUCACCACAACCAUCGCCACCUCAGAGCAGAGCACAGGCUCCUGUGACACCAGCCCUGACACUGCCUCUCCAUCCUUCAGUCCUGGCUUUGAGGACCUAUCACACAUUCGACCUGGCUCUCCUGCCAUCAAUGGCCACAGCCAAACAGAUGAUGAGGAAGAGACACGUGAAGAAUAACCUCUCUCCCAACCUCCUAGAAAGGCCCAGGGCAGCAGUGGUUCUCCUAGGGUCACAGUCAGUCAGCUUUGCUGCUCCUUUCUUUUGUAGGCAGGGUUCCUAAUUCCUGCCACUCCCCAUAAGAGCAGGACUUCCUAUGCCAGCAUGUAUGUCUAGCUGGGGCAGUGGGGCUGGGUAGAGGUAACCUUGAAAUCAGCCUGGGCCAGCUUUGAACAGUGCUUCUAAGGUCCCCAGAGACCAAAGCCAGAUUGUCAUCCCCCACACCCUGGGUGGGCACAGGAAGGCUGAGCUUGUUCCUACCCACUGGCAGCUGCUGAUUCAACUAUGGUCUCCUUUCCCUCUGUGGAGUACUUUUUUCCUGUUGUGUUUAAUUCUGGAGGAAGAGGCAGCCUUGACUGUGAGGAGCUGUGUUUCUCCAAGGUCCAUCAGGUUAUCUCCAGGAGCUGGCCAGUCACCUUAGAAAACAGCUGAAUGGAAUAUUUUUAUACCUGAUGUUUACAGAUGUUGGGAAGUUAUCAAUAAAGACUGUUGUUAAAAGGGAACACUA
Rattus rattus (black rat) is the source of this 1477-nucleotide messenger RNA. RefSeq names its product KxDL motif containing 1 (gene Kxd1). Gene Ontology annotation, biological process: lysosome localization. The transcript is spliced from 5 exons. Gene Ontology annotation, cellular component: BORC complex. The coding region runs from base 397 to 930 and encodes 177 amino acids. Lineage: Eukaryota; Metazoa; Chordata; Mammalia; Rodentia; Muridae. The record is from RefSeq and is a predicted model, not a curated record.